UGACUGGACGAAACCUACUGACAGAUCCCCGGUGGGGAAGCACUCAGAUGUCAGGUUUCUAUGGUGAUUUAUCUGGACAAGAUUGGUUGAAUCGUCAAGCUCUGCUUCAACCACCAGAUUUUCUAAGAUUGAAYAUCAAGAAGUGGUCAGGUCAACUGCCACGGAGAAGCUACAAGAACACAAGCUACUCAUCCAAGGUGUUUCUAGGUGGUGURCCAUGGGAUAUCACAGAAGCCUCGUUGUUGCUGUCUUUCAAGACUUUUGGUAACGUAAAGAUCGAAUGGCCUGGGAAAGCUGAUGGACGACAUCUCCACCAUCCACCAAAAGGAUACGUGUACCUGAUAUUUGACUCUGAGAAAUCCGUUAAAGCUUUGCUCGCAUCUUGCACACAUGACUUCACAAAUGGAGGAGACUGGUACUUUAAGAUAUCCAGCCGAAGAAUGCGGCUCAAAGAGGUUCAAGUGAUUCCAUGGGUCCUGUCUGAUACUAAUUAUGUCCGUGGUCCACAYCAGAGACUGGAUACGAGCUGGACUGUGUUUGUUGGUGGUCUUCAUGGCAUGUUGAAUGCAGAGGGACUUGCAUACAUAAUGAAUGAUUUGUUUGGCGGCGUGGUGUAUGCUGGUAUAGAUACAGAUAAGCACAGGUAUCCCAUCGGCUCUGGAAGGGUGACAUUUGAUAAUCACAAGAGUUUUAUGAUGGCUGUCAGGUCCGGAUUUAUUGAAAUAGAGACUCCAAAAUUUACCAAAAAGGUUCAAGUUGAUCCGUACCUUGAAGAYUCUCUSUGUGAAACAUGUCGUGCGACACAAGGUCCUUUCUUCUGCCGUGAAGAAACGUGCUUUAAGUAUUACUGCCAUUCCUGCUGGAUGUGGCAUCAUUCUAUUGAAAGUUACCGCGAACAUCGACCCCURACUCGUACUAGUAAGACUGCUAGCUCACCCUUCUAAAGAGCAUGAGCAAGAGAGCAGUAUAUACCACAUGGAGCAAGAGACUACGAUAUGGUUAAGUCGGUGCUUUGUAUUAGAUUUUGAUAACGGUUCAAGUUAAUGUUGAUUGGURACCCCCUUCGGUAUUCGUAAGAAACACAGGGUAUAGGUGUGAUAUUUUAGAACUAAUUGCCAAUAUUUUUCGAGUGGUUAGUGGAUUAGUUGUCCCGCAAUUUAUUGGUGGUGUAAUUAGUUUAGUUUGCAAACCGUACAGUAAUCCAGUUGCCGGUAAUUCACUCAGUUCAKMUAAUGUACCUCAACUUUUGCAGYGUUGGACCAUUUCUGAGUAGAAUGCCUUUCACCGGCCCGAACAAGUGAAUAUUCGUACUGAAUAUUUUCAAAUAAUUGUACUGAAAUAGGUGGUCUUAAUGUGCUAAUUUUUUAACGUCAUCUUUCCAAUUACAGGCGUCGAAGCCUAUCGUCAAUUCAGAGCUGGUCUUACUUGUUUUUCAAUAACUGUAAAUAAAAGUCUGAAGUGUUUUUUAAAUAAGACCACGACAAGGUAGUUUUUAAUAUAUUUAUCAGGCUGUAAGCGGCCCGCAAAGAAAUCGAUCUCUCAUUUAUACUUCAUUUAUUGUAUUGACUUGAACGGCUCAUUUUCGAGUUGUCACGUGACUUCGCUUAGUUUUGCGUGAUCAGUAUUACGCACAUGCAAAAAAGAAAAGAGAAAGGAACGAAUAAAAGAUAUGUAGACGAUAUUAAUGAGAGGUCACUCGAACAAAGCUGYUCUUUUCUAUGUUCAAGAAAUAGCUUUUUGAUUUUGUUGCUGUUAGGUUUUCUUCUAUUAAUGUGUGAAUAGUUGGCAGUUGUUUUAAUGUGCGAGCAUUUGAUAUUUAUUGUCUUUGAAUGUAUUUUAGCUUUUUCAUAAUUUAUUCAAUUUGUAAUUAAUUUAUGAGCUGAAUUGAAGCUUGAACCUUCUCAAUGUGGAGUGCGGCGUUUUAGUAGAAAGGAAAAGUGAAUUUCCAGUUUGUGAAUGGAAGCUUAGAGGAAAUAGAAUGAGUARUSAAAAUGGGAAGGCUCAGCGUCRUCAGGUUAAAAAUAUUGUUUUAAUAAUUGAUUGAUGAUUGAUCUCAUUUGAGAUAGAAGCACCGAUGUUUUACUUUUAGAUUCUCAAUUGUUAUUUUUUUUCUUUACUUCAUUAGCUAUUAAGGUGUGUUUGAUUUAUAAAAUAUGAAAAAUAAUUAAAAAAAGAUUUAUUGAAGAAAUAAUAUAUAACUUUGAAAAAUAAUGCAAAUAUGAGCUGUAACGCGACUCUGGAYAGAGUUCUGUUUUUAUUAUAUGAAUAAAGUUGAGUUUUUCAACUCCA
Exaiptasia diaphana is the source of this 2289-nucleotide messenger RNA. Its product is annotated as cytoplasmic polyadenylation element-binding protein 1. Gene Ontology annotation, molecular function: ribosome binding; mRNA 3'-UTR binding; translation factor activity, RNA binding. Gene Ontology annotation, cellular component: neuron projection; cytoplasm; nucleus. NCBI's taxonomy places the organism in Eukaryota, Metazoa, Cnidaria, Anthozoa, Actiniaria, Aiptasiidae. The transcript is spliced from 8 exons. Gene Ontology annotation, biological process: negative regulation of cytoplasmic translation. Bases 48 to 944 code for a protein of 298 amino acids. The record is from RefSeq and is a predicted model, not a curated record.